This is a messenger RNA of Gregarina niphandrodes, 2535 nucleotides long. Its product is annotated as dullard-like phosphatase domain protein. The record is from RefSeq and is a predicted model, not a curated record. Gene Ontology annotation, molecular function: phosphoprotein phosphatase activity. The transcript is spliced from 2 exons. Lineage: Eukaryota; Apicomplexa; Conoidasida; Eugregarinorida; Gregarinidae. Bases 1 to 2535 code for a protein of 844 amino acids.
AUGGCUUCGCCUAUGCCGAUUGAGGCGGAACGUUAUAUAGUGACAGAUGAGGAGUUUGAGUCAUUACAGCGAUUCGAUUGGUCAUCUGUAUGCCCCGAGGUUUUGAACGAUUUGGAAUUUAUCACUAAGCUUCCACCGACUCCGGUACUCGACUAUGAUGCACUCGGGCCCCUGCUACCGCCCGCCGACCCCGAUGGACUAAAUAAGACGCUCUUUAUCGACUUGGACGAGACACUUGUGCACACUGCACUCGGCGAUGCAGAUCCCGGGAAUCGGGCCCACGACCUCAGCUUCGUCUCCGACGCAGACGGCAGCGUACAGGCCCGUGUGUUCUUCCGGCCUUGGACCCACGAUUUCCUCAGGAUCGCCAGCCAGUAUUACGAGUUAGUUCUUUAUACUGCCAGCGUGAAGCUGUACGCGGAUAUUAUUGUGGAUGAGUUGGAUGUAGAACAGUGUAUUCGCCAUAGGUUGUAUCGAGAGCAUUGCACGCAAUAUGGUGAGAGUGAGAUCUAUUUUAAGGAUUUGAAUGGUACAGGUAGGUCGUUGGAGAGCUCGGUGGUGAUUGAUAAUCGUUUGAUCUCUUUCGGUCUGAAUGUGACGAAUGGAAUUUUUGUGUCCUCUUUCACAGGACAACCGAAUGAUACUGAGUUGCUACAUUUGCUACCUAUCCUGGUGGCGUUAUCUAAGCAAAGUGACGUUCGUGUAGCACUCGCUGAGACCUACAAGUUGCCCACAAUUGUGGAUCGGUAUCAAAAGGAUCUAAAGGCAGAUGUUGCGCGUUCGUUGAGUAAGAUCGGGAGUCCCCGGGCACACUGCGUCAACCAUGACACAGGUGCAGUCCACUCACAAGCCACCAUCACCCUCGGGGAGUUCUCCGCCGCUGCCUCGACUGCCCCUUCCGUCGCUGAUCCAGAUCGCUGUCGAGCUCUCGAGACAGAGACUAACGCCGGAGAUAGUGGAGACAGAGAACAAGGCGUAGUCAGAGCACAAGGCAGGGGACAAGGCGUAGUCAGAGGACAAGGUGAAAAGAGAGGAAACGAACCGACAGAAAACAACGGGGGUGUUGCAGAGGAAGAUGGCGGGGAGCGAGGUGACAGCAUGGGCCGCAUUGUCAUGCGGCACACGGUAUCGCAUGACGAGGAGGAUGAGGUGCUCACAGAUGUUCCGGAACAUUUGGCCGAUGACGGCGGGUCGGAGUACCCCUUUUUCCAUGACGACGAAGACUCGUUAGAGAACAGCGGCUGUGUCGACAGCGGCUGUGUCGAAAGACGGGAUGCGCGUGGGGAACACGUCCCUAGCUUCGCACAGACUUCCGGCAACGUCAAGGAUCCUCAUCGUAUCGUCGCACCGGAUAGCACUCGGGGUCACAGUCUUGGUUCGGACCGGAGGCCACAGGGCUCCUUGACGCCAGGGACUCUUGUACCAGAGCGGACUGGGUUCCGAUACGACGAUUCUAGGGCUGGUUGCGAGAGACAGGACCACUACGACAGCCGCGGCAACUACGACGAUCGCAACCACUACGAAGGCCAUUGUGACAAGCGUCAUGACCCGCGUUAUGACGGACGUCAUGAUGGGCUUGAUGACGGACAUUGUGACGGACAUUCUGACUCCCAUGCCGGGUACGACUCGCACGGAGGGUAUGACUCUCAUGGCGGGUAUGGCAGCCGGGGUCCUUGCGACAACCGGGGUCCUUGCGACAACCGGGGUCCUUGCGACAACCGGGGCGAUUAUGACAGCCGGGGCGAUUAUGACAGCCGAGGCAAUUAUGACGAACAAGGUCGCUAUGACGACCAUGGCCAGAGCGACCAAAGAUGUUCUGCACGACCUUACGGCGCGGACUACGAAGCGUCCAACCGCCAACAGGCAGCCGGAGUGGCACAAGUCUCGGACCGACAGCGCGUCCGGAACGAGGUGGACGACGGGCUGUCGGAAGCCCCGAGUCCGAAGCCGUUGCAGCGCAAGGAGACGGAACCGCCUCGACCGCCAAAAAAGAUCAGCUAUGGUACCGGACGCGGAGAGGUCGGCCCAGGACGUGGUGACGCGGGACGCGGCAACGCGGCCUCACGGAACCCACUGGGGACGGACAGAGAAGAGAGACGACAGGAUGAGAGACGACAGGAUGAGAGACGACAGGAUGAGAGACGACAGGAUGAGAGACGACAGGAUGAGAGACGACAGGCGGCCAACAGAGCAGACCGGCGGCCAGCGGAUCAGGUUGGGCACCAGGUGGCUUCGAAUCAGAAGCAAUCGAGUGGUUCUCGGCAUAUGGCAGCUCUGACUCGAAUAAGUUAUUCCAGGGAGAACGCCCAGAACAAUAACGACUGCAUCGAAAGCAAAGUCCGGCUAGCGCAACAGCAGGAACAGCGAGUGCCGUCCAUGCGCCGCCUCACUCUACCGCCCACUCCCCCUUCGCGAAGACGACGACAAAGCAACCCCUUCAAAACAACAGCCGUCCUCUCCAGCUUCUCACGGGUAGCAGUAACCGUAGACCGAAAACCCAUAGCUCCCUACCCACCCAAUCGCGUUCCAACCUGA